AAAAAUGUCAUCGUUAAUUACCUCUGGUGCAUUAACCCUUGUGGUGGUAAUAUUGAUUCUCCUUCCUUACAACAAAGUUGAUGGUGAUGAACAUGAAGAGUCAUGUUCAAGAAAGUGCGGUGUCCAUAACAUCAGCUACCCUUUCCGACUGAAAGACAGUCCCAAAAAAUGUGGUGACAAAAGGUAUACUCUAUCUUGUGAGGACAACAACCAAUUGAUUUUGUACUACAAGUUAAGAAGAUACUACAAGACUAUCGGAAAAUAUUAUGUACAAUCGAUCAAUUACAACAACUUCACCGUACGACUAUUGGAUUCCCAGCUCCCUCCUUAUUAUUAUUCACUAGGCCUGUAUAAUAUAACUUCCAAUAUAGGUUUCGUAGGAGUGCCGGACACAGAGUAUGGGUACAAUAGAUCAUUAUUGGUGAACGUAUUAUAUCUGAGAUGUCCGAAUCGAGUCCAUUAUUCUUCUGGUAUUUCCUUUGAUGAACAUGCUGCCUGUAUGAAUACGAAGAGUAUUACACAAGGCAAUUCUUUCUAUGUCAAUAUUGGACACGAUUACAAAAAUCUUUCGGAAUUGGAGCUGGGAGAUGGGUGUGGUAUAGAAUUGAUGUUUCUUACAUCUUGGCCUGUUGUUGAAGAUGAUGGUGGCAACAACAGCAACAAAAUGUCUUGUACAGAUAUUCGUCGUAUGAUGUUUUAUGGAUUUGAACUUUCUUGGCUCAAUACUCACUGCGAAGAUGGUAUGUAUCCGGAGCUUGGUUAUUAUGAUCUCUGUACAUCAGGUUUAGGGGCAGGACACAGCAAUUUAAAUGUGGCUUGGCUAUUUGUAAAAGAUAUUUUGAUUUAUUACAUAGGUCCCCUUAUUUUUAUGUUCAGCGUUUUAAAAUUUGUUGUUGGAGCGCCAUGUAUCAUUGCAUUAAUAAUCUACAAAUGGCGAAGAAAGCAUCUAUCUAUGUAUGAUGGUAUUGAAGUUUUUCUAAGCAGUGACAAUAGUAUCAUUCCUAUAAGGUACUCUUACAAAGACAUAAGAAAGAUAACAAAACAAUUCAAGACAAAAUUAGGCAGUGGAGGUUAUGGAUCUGUUUUUAAAGGACAAUUAAGGAGUGGUCGUCUUGUAGCAGUCAAAUUAUUGGAUAAUGUCAAGUCUAACGGUCAAGAUUUUGUCAAUGAAGUUGCUACCAUUGGUCAGAUUCACCACGUUAACAUUGUACAACUUAUUGGUUUUUGUGUGGAGGGUUCUAAACGUGCUCUUAUAUAUGAAUUCAUGUUAAAUGGGUCACUUGAAAAAUACAUAUUUUCUCAUAAUGAAGAGAGUAAUUCCUUGAAUUGUGAAAAAUUGCAUGCCAUUUCUCUUGGGGUGGCUAGAGGCAUUGAAUAUUUGCAUAAUGGAUGCAAUAUGAAAAUUCUACACUUUGACAUAAAGCCUCAUAACAUCCUUCUUGAUGAAAACUUUAAUCCAAAAGUAUCUGAUUUUGGACUAGCGAGACUUUGUCCUACAGAUAAAAGUAUUGUGUCAUUAACUGCAGCAAGAGGAACCAUUGGGUACAUGGCCCCUGAAUUAUUCUACAGAAAUGUUGGCACAAUAACUUACAAAGCUGAUGUCUAUAGCUUUGGGAUGUUGUUAAUGGAGAUGGCAAAUAGAAGGAAGAACUUGAAUGCAUUGGCUGAGCAAUCCAGUCAGAUAUAUAUCCCUUUUUGGGUUUAUGAUCAAUUAAAAGAUGGAAGGGAAAUAACAAUUGAGAAUGAUACAUAUCAAGAAAUGAAAUUGGCAAAGAAAAUGAUGAUUGUGGCUUUAUGGUGUAUACAAACAAAACCUAGUGAUCGUCCUUCAAUGAAUAAAGUAAUUGAGAUGCUUGAAGAAGAAGAUAGCAAUUUACAAAUGCCUAAUAAGCCUUACUUGUAUGCACAAGAUCUACCAGCUGAGGAUGUUAGAGAUGAUAGUAUUGACAGUUCAUGAUGUUCCCCUGGGAUUACGGUAACUUAUUCAAAUGAGGAUGUUGGAGAUGUUAUGUGUUAGGACUAUUACGGUAACUUAUUCCCCUGGGAGGAAAUAUUGAGAAGAAUGUGUGUGUGUGUGUGUGUGUGUGUGUGUGUGUGUGUGUGUGUGUGUGUGUUUUAUUGAAAAAUGAUCAAGUUACAUAUUUGCAUACCUGUAUAUCACAUAUAUACUAUUUCUAUUGGACAUUUACAAUAGUUUUAACCAU
Messenger RNA from Trifolium pratense (red clover), 2204 nucleotides. Its product is annotated as rust resistance kinase Lr10-like. The transcript is spliced from 3 exons. Gene Ontology annotation, molecular function: ATP binding; polysaccharide binding; protein kinase activity. Lineage: Eukaryota; Viridiplantae; Streptophyta; Magnoliopsida; Fabales; Fabaceae. The coding region runs from base 5 to 1957 and encodes 650 amino acids. The record is from RefSeq and is a predicted model, not a curated record. Gene Ontology annotation, biological process: protein phosphorylation.